AUGGAGAUGAUUGACUUGAGAUCGUUCAGGGUGCAGCUGCAGCUGUGCGGGCUCGUCCUCAUCAGCAUCCGCGACAGGUUCUCCAAGGACAGCGACGGCAGGUUCAUCACCGUGCACCACCGCCGCACCUAUCACGGCUCUGCACCCCGACUAUUUCUCCUCCUCAUCGCUGCUGCCGCCCCGCCCGAAGCACACAAAGAGGACCCCGCCCCUCCAAGUUGUCGCUGUCAACCACGGCCCGCCCUACAUAGCGUCGGCUUCAAGGCCGAAAAGAAUCCCUGUCAGAGACAUUCUCCGCGUUGCUACCGGAGUAUCCUCCCAGGCCGGAAAGAAAGGCAUCUCCGGGUUCCAACGGUUGGUAUGAUUUCCAUGAACCGACCAGAGCCAAUCCCGAGAGCGACGCGGGGAGCUACCUUCUCUGGAAUGGAGACUGAGAAGGGAGAGGAGGAGCAGGGCACCACGGACGCUGCCUCACCAACACAUGCAUCACAUCAGCAAGAGGAACACCAGGCAGAAGGAGAGAUUUUUAGUGGCUUUUCAUGGAUGCGGGUGUGA
Triticum dicoccoides is the source of this 555-nucleotide messenger RNA. RefSeq lists its product as uncharacterized. The coding region runs from base 1 to 555 and encodes 184 amino acids. NCBI's taxonomy places the organism in Eukaryota, Viridiplantae, Streptophyta, Magnoliopsida, Poales, Poaceae. The transcript has a single exon. The record is from RefSeq and is a predicted model, not a curated record.